AUGUCACUUCUUGACCCUCGUCAGUUCCUGCUCCCCGCAUUCUACCUGGAUCCUUCAACUCAAGCUUUUCUGGCCCACGCUUCUUCCCAAUCGUCUUCUCCUGGCGGCAAGAUGCCUUCUUCCUCGUUUCGUAUUUCCGAUAUCCUGGAUCCAUCUCCCAACAACUCGAACUACUCAAUUGAUGCCGGUAAGUGGAUGACCGAUGCCCUCAGUUCCAUUUGAUUCAACAAAGUUUUGUGGGCGUCGUGCGUUACCCAUCAAAACACCACUCAACCAUGCUCGAAUUUCUCCUCUCAAUGGUUAUGCGGAAAAUGAUAGUGUUUAGUGCCUCCCCCCUCCCAAUGUGUAUGUAGAGGGAUUAACGCUCAAAUGAACAUGUGAAUACAGUCAACCGGGGUCAGCUAUUGUUCUUCCGCUUGUGCACUAACAUCAUUUCAGAUCCAUCCCCACAGUCCAUCAAAUCCGAAGCAUCCUCCUCUCCAAGAGCCAGCACACCAGGAACUGAGCGAAUGGGGAGUCCGGCGAGUAAUUCGAAGAAAGCCCGCAAAGCGAGAACAAUCUUCACCGACAAACAACUUCAAGAACUUGAGAAUACCUUCGAGAAACAGAAGUAUCUCUCUGUUCAAGACCGGAUGGAUCUCGCGCACCGGAUGGGUCUCACUGACACACAAGUUAAGACCUGGUACCAAAACCGGAGGUUAGUCGCCGAGCUCAAUUGAGCAUCUCAAUGACAUUCAAUUAACUGAGGGUAUUCGCUACAUAUGUACAUUCUCAAAUUAAUAACAAGCAUUGCCGCCGAAUUUCGGGCAAGACCGCCCUUGUAGAUUACCCGGCCCGCUCACAUUUCCUAAUUAUUGUCCAAGGCGGCGGUGUUCUAUGCGAAUAUUUGAUGUGAUGACUUGUCAUGGGAGCACCAUCAUCAUCAUCAUAUUUUCGCCCAGCUUUUAGUAUCGGGUUGGAAAGAGAUCAUCUUUUGAAACGUAUCCAUGCGUUCACAAUCUGGAAGCCUCCUUUCCUUCAAAACUCUAUUGUUGUGCAGUUAUCCUCAGGGUGGUCCUCGCCCAUUUCGUGCACUAUUAAUGAGAAAUGGUGAAUAGGGUGUUUGGCACUGCUCUUAAGGCUGAUCACCUGGCCGUUCACGGAGGUCCUAUUAAUCCGAAUUCAGUCAAGAGGUUGUAUAAGCACGGUUAAUACAUCUAGUUACGACGGAGAAAACACUAGUAUCGGCAAUAACGGGCACUCAAAAUUAAGGUGUGAGACAUGAGACGUCCGGUAGAGUGUAACAAAUUAGCAACGGGUAUCGGUGUCAUUACAUUAUAACUUUCAGAACAAAGUGGAAGCGACAAGCCACCACCGGAAUGGAUCUUCUCUCCGAACCUGGAAAUCUGUCCGCAGUUCAAAACCUGAUCAGGAGCAGCCCCUACUGGACGAAUUACAUUACCGGGCUGCCACUUGGCUCACAGAUGCCCAUUGUCCCAAUGGGACUCCCCAUUCCCAUGAUUGUGCCCCCUACUCAAAGUUUCCAACCUUCCUCUUCUGCGAGUUCCCCCUCCACACCCAAGUCGAGUGUAUCCCCUCAAUUAGAUGUUUCCAACAACUCUGACUGA
Messenger RNA from Caenorhabditis sp. 36 PRJEB53466, 1607 nucleotides. NCBI's taxonomy places the organism in Eukaryota, Metazoa, Nematoda, Chromadorea, Rhabditida, Rhabditidae. The record is from the annotation of a GenBank genome assembly.